UAUGGCUAACUCCGCUUCUGCUGCACCUUUGCUCUCCAUUUUUUUCUUCUUCUUCUUCUCCUCCUCCGUUGUUGUCUCCGGAGGGCGCCAUGAUUGUCCUCCCUCUUCAUGUGGGAACAUCACAAACAUUAAAAAUCCUUUCCGUCUAAAAGAUGACCCGUCCAACUGUGGCGAUCCAAACUAUGAGCUCACCUGCGAUGGUCUCAACCGCACCAUCCUCACUUUACUCAACAACAGCUACUACGUCAUCAAUAUUACAUACUUGUCCUAUGAUUUUUAUAUAGAAGUCGAUUUCAAAAUAGAAGUCGUGGAUGUAGGCAUGGUGAACGACGGCAGCUGUCAUCUUCCCCUUCCCCAUCUGACACUCUUUGAGAUGAACAGUAACAGUUACUACAUGACAAGGCAAGACUCAUGGGUUACUUUGGUGAAUUGCUCAAAAGAAGUGAAGAACAACUCCAAGUACAGGCCUGUGCCUUGCUUGAGCGACAACAACUCCUUCAUCUAUUUCAUCAAUUAUACUUAUGAAUCAUAUGUAGUUCGUAAUCUUAUGUGUUCCUGCCGCUCACUUGCAAUAUUCCCUGUUAAAUAUUAUGAAUUCUCAGACCAACUGCCAACUGACAUAAUCAAGUUUCUAGCUCAGGGGUUCACCCUCUCUAGGAAUAUUUCCAUGCCAAACACCUUCCGAGAUUGCUUGUGGAGUUCCAUAAGGAGGGCUUAUCGGUUCUUCAAGGACAAAGAAAAUCCAAUUUUAUACCGAAUUCCAGUGUUCGUGAUUGGAUCAGAGUUUUCUUUUGUUUUCUGCCUAUUCGACGGAGGCUGUAUCAAAGAUCAUCACAUUCUUCUGGUACCGAUGGUUUUAGUGGUAGUAUUGAUGCAAAUAUCCAAAGGAUAUAUUGCAUUUGUUGUGUUCGGUAGAUUUGUGUUUGCGCCUCUGACAAUAUUUGCCUUCCUCUUUUGCAAAUGGUACCAAAUGAUGUCAUCAGUUGAUAUCGUGGAGAAGUUCUUAAGGCAACAACAAAUUUUUGUACCGAAUAGAUAUUCAUACACAGAUAUCAUUGCUUUGACCAGCAACUUCAGCGAUAAAUUGGGUCAAGGAGGAUUUGGUUUUGUAUUCAAAGGUCGACUGUCUUGGAAUCGACUUAUUGCUAUUAAGAUGUUGGCAAAUUCCAAAAAUAAUACCGGUGAAGAAUUCAUUAAUGAAGUUUCAACCAUUGGUAGGAUUCACCAUGUAAAUGUGGUGAAACUAGUUGGUUUUUGUGCAGAAGGCCAACAAAGAGCUUUGGUGUAUGAGUACAUGGCUAAUGGUUCCCUUGACAAGUAUAUCUUCUCUUCUAAUAAUGGCCCCAACCACAAAUUUUCUUUAGACAAACUGAUUGAUAUAGCAAUUGGAGUUGCUCGAGGAAUUGAUUAUCUACAUAACGGAUGCGAUAUGCAAAUCCUUCAUUUUGACAUCAAACCACAUAAUAUUCUUUUGGACCAUAAUUUCAAUCCAAAAAUUUCUGAUUUUGGCCUGGCAAAACUAUAUCCAAGGGACAACAAAUUCGUAUCACUCAGUGUUGCUAGAGGAACUAUAGGAUAUAUUGCACCAGAGUUGAUAUCAAGAAGUUUUGGUAUUAUCUCCCAUAAAUCUGAUGUUUAUAGUUUUGGGAUGCUACUCUUGGAAAUGGCUGGUGGAAGAAGAAAUUCAAAUCUAAAAGUAGAGAAUACAAGCCAAGUUUAUUAUCCAUCAUGGAUUUAUGACAAACUUAUCAAUAAUAUGGUUAAGCAUGAUGCAGUGGAAGCAGAUACAAAUACAAGCAUUGUGAUUGAUAAAGGGGAAAAAAAGUUAUGCAUGAUAGGUUUGUGGUGCAUACAAAUGAGUCCAUCAGAUCGACCCUCUAUGAGUCAAGUAUUAGACAUGUUAGAAGGUGAUGUUCAUAGCUUGCAAAUGCCACCCAAACCCUUUUUUUCAGAGCCUACUCAGACACCUCAAGAGAUGUCAUACUUACACAGCUAGCGGUGAUGAAAAAUUGACUACUAUCUCAGAAGAUGUUGAUGAGAUAAAUUAAAGGGGUUCCUUGAAGUCAUAUAGUAUUUACUCCUUAGCGAUCAAAUGUAAUCUAAUUAAAAUAACAUUUGAAUUUUAUGAUCUUGUUUUUAUAAACAACUGUAUU
Molecule: messenger RNA, 2153 nt
Organism: Dioscorea cayenensis subsp. rotundata (Guinea yam)
Lineage: Eukaryota; Viridiplantae; Streptophyta; Magnoliopsida; Dioscoreales; Dioscoreaceae
Product: rust resistance kinase Lr10-like
Exons: 3
Coding region: 2-1996 (664 amino acids)
Biological process (GO): protein phosphorylation
Molecular function (GO): polysaccharide binding; protein kinase activity; ATP binding
Source: RefSeq, a predicted model, not a curated record